Molecule: messenger RNA, 3594 nt
Organism: Saccostrea cuccullata (small rock oyster)
Lineage: Eukaryota; Metazoa; Mollusca; Bivalvia; Ostreida; Ostreidae
Exons: 11
Coding region: 277-1458 (393 amino acids)
Source: RefSeq, a predicted model, not a curated record
AAUAAUGUAUCGAGAAUGACAUUGAGUACAGCAACAGAAUUUUGGUUUUGUUUCAGGGACCUUGUUUAUCGUUAGAUUUUACAAGUAGAGAAACGAUACAGACGCAUAAAUCCCUUUUUAUGACUAUGUGCAGCAAUAUUUCAAAUAAGCUUAAGACGUAAUUUUUGAAAUGGAAUCUCUGUUUUUGACUCGCAUGAGGAGUAAACAAUAUUGACCGGAUGUUUACAUAAUUUUUUCAACUUUCAUUUUAUCCAGACAGUAUUAAACACAACCAUCAUGUUGGGAAUAGUAGGAAACACCUCCAUGUCUAACAGUACAACCCCGAGUAAAGACUUCAUAAUGGCUGGCUGCUUGAUUAAUUUUAACACAGUGGCAUGCAUAAGGAGCUCCAUUUUGACUUUCCUAGCAGUUGUUACGGGGAUAGUGUGUAUAUUUAAGGUGGUGCGACUCCACUUGAUGCACCACCCAGCAUGGCACCAGUAUGUGAUCUUCUACACCGCUUCACUGGAAUGCACCAUUGCUGGAGUACACUGGGUUUUGGUCCAGUAUGCCCAGAUGGACUUUGUCCUACAGUACCUGAAGUUGAUCCAGUUCCUUGUCAUGUGUCACUUUUACUGGACACUGGCCACUAGAGCUCUUAGGAGAGAAAGACUCACGAAAUGGUUUUUGAUUCCGUUCCUGAUUUUGGUGUGUGUUUACUUCACCGUCAUAGCCACACUGGGAAUAGUCAAUGUAGAACCUGCCAUCACAGAAUGCUUACAGCCCUACUGGUUGGAGUUGUCAGGGGCAGAGUUUGCCACUGUCCAGUUAUUUAUGGUCGCUGGUUUUUACAUCACUCGCCGCCUUAAUGAGAUAAGCACCCUCGAUUCCGUCAGGUGGUCACAGAAGAGAGACCUCUGGUGCAUCAUCAUUGUUUUUGAAAUUUCAGCCUUCAUUGGAUUCAUGUAUGAUCUAACACUUCAGAUAAUUGGAAAUGAAUCAAAUGGAUGUGGAAACAUAUUUGGUGGCAAAGAAGAGCUCUUUUCAUCUGUUUUUCUGGUAUUCAUGGUUCUCAAACUUUUGCUGCCUAUCUGGGUUAUGUUGUUUGUGUUUCAAGCCACCCCGGUUGUAAAUGAACCUGAUGAUUUGGUACCAGCUCUCAGUGAUGACGGGAAUUCCUUGUUUGGGAGUAUAGACGACCAUCAGUAUCGACAGCUGUACCACCCAACUGAGGAUUAUAACAGCUUCAGGGAUAACUCCCCCUCCCCAAAUCGCCCCUCUGUCAACAUUACAAAGAGCAGCUCCUCCAAUCUAGACCCGAUCCGGGAGGAAGGGUCGUCUGGCUCGGACCAAAACAGGACAGCCACCAGAGGGCGGGGUCAGCCACAACGAGGCCCCGAGGCCAUCGCUGCCACCCGUCCGCCCGCGGAGGAUGAGAGAGAAACGCCUCCUAGUCAGAGAGGAAAGUUCUAUAUAUAGGACAAGGUCUACAUCAUUGAUACUGGCAUAUAUUAUCACGAACUGUUAAUUUUGUUGAGAUGUGAGAAGUCUUUAAAGCUAUGUUGCAAUAUUGAACAUUGUUCGGUUUUAUAUUUUACUUUAUUUGUUGUGAGAUAGACUAGGAUGAAAGAAUGAUUGUCUUUAGUGAAAGGACAUUUGAAUUUUUAAGAUCUGUAAAUUUUGUACAUGUCUAUGAACUGGUUAAGAAAUGUUUGAUAUAGUUAAUGCUACACCUUUGGAAGAGUUAAUUGUUGUGUAAUUUUGCACUGUGUCAUUAGAUGUAUAUAUAUACAUGUAUUAAAUCAUAUAAAUGUACAGCUAAGUUCAAGUCAAGGCAGUUUAUAAUUAUGCAGUAAUUAUGUAUAAUAAUGUACUUUUUAAUAGAAUAAUAAGGUUGUCUCUUGUGUGUGUUUGUAUAAUUCUUUUUUUUUUUUUUUUUUUUUUUUGGAAUACUGGGCAUAAGGAAGAUAAAUUAAAAAGAACUUGAUGAGAUCUUUUCGAAAAUUGACAUUAUGAGGGAUCUAGAAAAAUUGCUGUUGAAGUUAAAAUCUAAGAUUACAUUAUACAAUUUUAAGUUCCUUAUUAUUCUAGCUGUUUUCACAGCACACAUUCAGGAUUAUAUACAUUGUAUAUUAAUUUUUUGUUGAAGAUUUAAUGAUAUUUGUACUUUCUUCUAACGCUAGUCUCAUUCUAUAAUGUUAGUAAUUACUGUUCUGUUACACAUAUAUAAAUAACCCGCUUCCAAUACAUAUCUGUUAAUUACAUAAGAAAGACAGAAAUGGUUAUUUUUAAUCUUUCUUGUUUUUUUUUAUUGUAAUAGCAUUCAGUGAAUGUCAUUUGUUCAAUUUUGUAAAAUGCUUUAUACAGAAAUAAAUUUUGGAGGAUAAUACAUUUUUUGGAUAUUCAAACAUUUUUCCUUUGCCAUUUAUUUACACAGAAAAUAUACAAUUUAUUCAAGUGCUGCUUUCUUUGUGCUAAGCGGAAUACAUUUAAACUAUUAUAUCAACUUUUUAUAGAUGUAUUUCAUUUGGAUUCAUUUUAUUUUCUUGACCAUUUUUCGUAGGAAUUACAGUGUAUGUGUAUCUGUAUAUAAUUAUUGUUAAAUGUGUUUAUUGAACUGUAUAAUUUAUGUUUGCUUGUGUUAAAAAUUGAUUUUAUGAAUGCAUGUUUUUGAAAUUGCUUCUCUCUCAUUUUGGGAAUGUUUAAUAUAUAUCAAAAGAAGUAUUGUCCUGGUUGAUUGUUUAAAAUAAAAAAAAAAUUAAAACUCUAUGUUUGGGAAAAAGUAGAAGAAUAGGCAUAGGUUAACUUGAGAUAGUGGUAAAGAUAAUGUAUGUGACAGCAGAGAAGUGAUUGUCUCCCUUUUUUAAUAUGUAGCCAGUCCCAAAACUUCUGUGUUGACUUCUGUAUGUCAUUAUAAAACUCGUUUUAAGUAUUCUGACUUUAUAUGUUUUUUUUUUCUUUCCUUUUUUUUUUAAUGAAAUUUUAAAAAAUUAAAGUUUCUAAGAUGUUAGAAGUGUUAGAAUUUCUUGUUUCAGACAUGUAUACUUGAAAAGUACUUUUGCAUUGUAUUACCUGUUUUAGAAGAUGUGCCUUUUUGUUUUUAUUUUUAUGUUAUAUUUUGUGAAAUGGCUCUUUUUUUCAGGUGUCUGUUAAAAAAAUUCCUAUUUAUUGUCUUCAAAAAUGUGUCAUUAACACAUGUAGAAUAAGCUUCAAAGUUCCAGGAAUUAAAUGUGAAUUUGGGUUUAUUUUCUCAUCACUUUAGAAGGUUUUUUUGUGCAAUUUAAGUAAAUUUUACACAGUCACUACUGUAUAUUGAUCUAAUUUGUUUUUACAUAAAAUGAAUUGCUUUAAUGUUAAUUUAUUAUUUUAGAUUUCUUUUUAAAUCAUUGUUACAGUUUUGGUUACCUCAACAGCAAGUGAAUAUAUUGUGUAUGAAGUAAUAAAUUAAAAUGAUAUACAUGUUCUUAUAGCAAAAGUAUUUUGUUAUGGAUUUUAAUUUUUUUUUUUUUUUUUUUUUGGUCUUUUUUGGUGAAAACAGAGAUGCGAAGUAAAGAUAUGCUUUAUAUCUAUGGAAUUGAGCACAGUGUGUUAGUUAAUAAAGAAAUUUACACAAAA